This is a messenger RNA of Entamoeba invadens IP1, 1260 nucleotides long. Its product is annotated as protein kinase, putative. The record is from RefSeq and is a predicted model, not a curated record. NCBI's taxonomy places the organism in Eukaryota, Evosea, Mastigamoebida, Endamoebidae. The annotation marks the transcript as partial. The transcript has a single exon. Gene Ontology annotation, biological process: protein phosphorylation. Gene Ontology annotation, molecular function: ATP binding; protein kinase activity.
UUGGUUGGGUGUUUAGAAAAAACACCGUUUGGGUGUAAGAAAUGUGAUAAUGGGUAUUACAUUGACUCCAAUGUCCCUCGUUGCAAAACGUGUAUAAACAACUGCUCUUUAUGUUUAAACCAAUACACAUGCAACGAAUGUCAAAACGAGAAUGUGUACAUCAACUCGAAUUGUGUUCAUUUUUCUCAAAUCGAGUUUUGUAUUGAAGCGAAAAGAGGGUUGUGUUCAAUGUGUGUCGAAGGCAAGAAAUUAAGUGAUGAUGGUCUUUCUUGUACAAACAAAGUGAAUUUGGGAUUGGCCAUUGGUCUUCCGGUUGUUUUUGUGAUAAUAAUAGUCACUUUAAUAGCGUUGUCAAUUGUUGGGAUAUACUUAUUGUUUUUACACAACAAAAAGGAGAAGAAAAUGUUGAAUGUUUGCGUGUUCAAAAUAAACCGUUCAAAUAUCAUGUUUUAUAAAGUGAAUGACUGGCUUGUAGUCAACAAAGAAAAAAUGUUAUUUAUUGACGAAAGCAGUGCUAACAAUGAAAUCCCGGUCAACAAAGAAACUCGUGAAUUGUUAUGUGUUGGGAACAAAUCUAAAAAUCCAAUGAAAAUACAAUUUAGUGUGAUAAAAGAGUGUGAUCAUUACACAAUACGCACAGAACCCGCUUUGGUGAAUUUGAAGAGUGGGGAAGCCUGUGAAUUUGAAAUAUUUAUAAAGCCGCUAUGUUCUUGUAACAUCGAGGAGAAGAUUGUUUGUGUUGGUCUUGAUAUCAAGAAAGGUGUUGAAAUCACAGAAAAUAUCACCAUCAACGCGAAGACACAAAUGACAACACGACUUGAUUACCACGAAUUAAAAGAAGAGAAGAAGCUUGGAGAAGGUUCAUUUGGGAUAGUUUAUUUGGGUGAGUUCAGAGGACACAAAGUUGCGAUUAAGAAAUUGAGAGAAGGGUGUGAUGACGAAGCAAAAGUUCAUGAAUUUGAAAAGGAGGUUUCAAUGUUGGACAAAUUCAGGUGUGAGUAUUUAGUUCACUUCUAUGGCGCCGUAUUCGUUCCAAACAGAAUCUGUAUGGUCACAGAAUUCGCUGAAUAUGGCAGUUUAAAUGACUUGAUGAAGAAGAAAAGAGAACAAUCGCCUUGCAUGGCAGUCAAGGUGAAAUUCAUGUUAGACAUGGCAAGAGGCAUUUCUUAUUUACACAACAAUGGCAUAAUCCACAGAGACAUCAAGCCAGACAAUUUAUUGGUUUUCUCAUUGGAUUUGGGAGCAACAGUUAAUGCCAAA